AUGCGUGUCUCUACCUUGACCUCUGUCGUUCUCGCUACUGUGGUUUCUUCUGCCGCCGGCAAAGCCACAUAUCUUAAAAGUUCCGACGGCGACUACUUGCUUGGGUCUUAUUCCACAUCCGAUUCCGGUGAUGCAGGAUUACUAGCUUUCUACCCCUCGUCUUCCCCCGGGAAAGGGCAAUUCGAGACCGUCAGUAUCGAAAGUGACACGACACUUAGCUUUGGCGGCGACUUUAACUUUUACCUCGACCCACAAUUCACUGGGCCUGAAAACCUUAUCGAAGAGGUAUACGCCUUUGAGUUAGUAAGAGACGACCCUGCUGCCGCGGGCUUUUCUUGGGGGCAAGACGGGACCUUGGAACUUUCGAGUGACAAGUUCCAUGGAUGGGUUCAUUGCCAGGGCGGUGGCUGGACUGGCGCGGACGGCAAUUCUACUUUCUUUUGGUCUGCGGCACCAAUUAAAACAUUGCCGGAUGGAUGCGGCCAAGUUGAUCUCGUCAAGGCCUGA
Molecule: messenger RNA, 507 nt
Organism: Talaromyces rugulosus
Lineage: Eukaryota; Fungi; Ascomycota; Eurotiomycetes; Eurotiales; Trichocomaceae
Exons: 1
Coding region: 1-507 (168 amino acids)
Source: RefSeq, a predicted model, not a curated record